Molecule: messenger RNA, 1115 nt
Organism: Aphidius gifuensis
Lineage: Eukaryota; Metazoa; Arthropoda; Insecta; Hymenoptera; Braconidae
Exons: 4
Coding region: 165-1115 (316 amino acids)
Biological process (GO): sensory perception of smell; detection of chemical stimulus involved in sensory perception of smell
Cellular component (GO): plasma membrane
Molecular function (GO): odorant binding; olfactory receptor activity
Source: RefSeq, a predicted model, not a curated record
AAAAACUAUGUGCUCGGGUUGUAUCGGUUUUUUUAUAAAAUAAUAGGGAUUUGGCCGUUUGACUGUGACAAUUUGAAAUCAAAAUUUCAAGUUUUAAUUAUUUUAUUAAUUAUGAGUUUAUUGAUAUUGUAAAUGACACAGGUGCUUGUUUUUUAGCGACAGUGAUGCUUAUUAUUCAUCGUAUGGAAAUAAAAAAAAUAUCAUUCAUUCUACAAUCUGUUAUUGAUGAUUGGGAGAACAUGAUAAAUAAAAAGUCUUGUAUUAUAAUGAAAGAAAUUGCUCACUAUGAAAAAACUGCAUAUUUAAUACAAAUUGUUAGUUUUUGUGUACUAAUAAUACAGCAUAUUUUCAUUAAACCAUUAUUAAUUAUUUGGAAUACUGAUAAAGACUAUAAUGAAAUAAAACAAAAUUUUCGAGUAAUGCCAACUGAACCAGCUUGUUGGACACCAAAAAAUAUGUCCUUUAUUUUUUAUAUUAUUUAUUAUGUUUAUCAAUCAUUCCAAAUAAUUUUGGUUGCAAUAAUAUUUGUAUCUUGCUUCAAUUUUUUUUGUGGCAUUGCAAUGCAUUUGUACGGACAAUAUAUGAUACUUUUUAAUCAUCUUAUAAGUAUUAAUAAUAUAAACAAUAAAUUAAAACAAAAAAAAUUUAUUUAUAAAUUUUUAAAACGUCACAAUUAUUUACUUAAAGUAUCAAAAUACUUUGAAGAAAUUUACAAUUUAAUAAUCUUCGUUGAUGUUGGCAACAUGAUUUUAGUUACAUGUAUUUCAGGAAUUGGACUAUUAUUAACAGUCAAGUAUAAUGAUCCUAUUGAUACUGGUGGUUUCAUCAUUAAAAUACUUCUCAUAAUUACACGAUUAUUUAUAUAUUGUUUUGUCGGUGAAAAAUUAAGUGGAAUAAUAAAUAGCAUUGAUAUUAUAAUUUACAAUGAUAUUGACUGGCAUAAGCUAGAUACAAGUUCCAUCAAAAUGUUGAUAUUUGUUAUGAUGAGAAGUUUGUAUCGAUAUGAAUUGACUGCAUAUCAUAUUGUACCAUUAAAUUAUGAGAGUUUUAUUAAAAUCAUCAAAUUAAUAGGUUCAUACUUUUCAGUACUCAGAUUGACACUUAAUAAUGUAUAA